Messenger RNA from Verticillium alfalfae VaMs.102, 531 nucleotides. RefSeq lists its product with no specific name. Lineage: Eukaryota; Fungi; Ascomycota; Sordariomycetes; Glomerellales; Plectosphaerellaceae. The record is from RefSeq and is a predicted model, not a curated record. The transcript has a single exon. The coding region runs from base 1 to 531 and encodes 176 amino acids.
AUGACUGUGUCCGCUCUUCAGGUGGGCAACGGGUCCGACCUGCCGCGAUCACACACAGGUCGCCUUGCUGAGCGGCCCAUGACCGAAGAUGAAGUCACCGCUUCGGACGCAGACCGGCCGGCUUAUGUGCCUGCCCUCGAUGUUCUCCGCCCUGAUGUUCCCGGGGCCGAGGGCACUACUCUCGGCUUUUUCCACGCUUUCAUCUGCGACAAAGAGGCUGCGUCUCGCAGUUUCUGUAUCCGCUGUGGCGGCCCCGUCGCCUUUCACUGCCGCCCGCAGGCCGAAUGGUUUGGCCCCAGCUUCAAGCAGCCCGAGGGCUGGUCCGACAUUUUUGACGUUCUUCUUGGCACCGUCGAUCGCCACCACCUCGACAAGGAAGACUGGCUCGCUAUCGAACAUGACCAGGCUUGGGACGAGGCUCUUUGCUGGAACAAAGCUGUGCUCGUAAACGGCCGCAGCCCCGGCGCGAGACGUCACCCAUCUGGCGCCCUGUCAGACGAAGUGCCCGAGGGGGACCUGCUCAGGCCAUGA